This is a messenger RNA of Cylas formicarius (sweet potato weevil), 2451 nucleotides long. RefSeq lists its product as uncharacterized. The coding region runs from base 107 to 1642 and encodes 511 amino acids. The record is from RefSeq and is a predicted model, not a curated record. Lineage: Eukaryota; Metazoa; Arthropoda; Insecta; Coleoptera; Brentidae. The transcript has 9 exons.
GCACCGCUGCCAACAGUCGUGAAAUGCCAAAACCGUAGAAAAAUACACGGGUCGUGGUGGCGUCCGAAUUUCCGGGUCGUUUUGCGUAUUAAAUCAAAAGGCCGGCAUGGGCAACCAGCACGGGCUCCAGUCUAUCAAAUCGGGCUCUUCGACACCGAACUCGGUAGCUUCGUCGAACAACGGCUCGAGGAAGAGCAUCUCGCGGACGGCCUCGGGCGACGACAUCGAAGAUUCGACGGAGAACCAGUUCUUGAUGCCAGUCGAAAGGCUCGCCAAGGUCUUGUCGAAAAAGUCUCAAGCCGAAGAGAACGUCUCAAACGCGGUCACGAAGAGCGUGUUUUACCACUACCUAUUUCCGAGGUAUCCGUUGCUGGCCGAGAAACUCUACGAUUAUUUUGUCCAAAAUAGCAAGGCAAAAUCUAGCCCGCUCAGCACUAACGAGUUCAAGCAGCAAUGCGACAAGUAUUUGACUCUUUUAGACGACCAAGCGAUCAGGGACACUUUCGUAUGCAUGUGGUCUACCUUGGAUGAAGAAAAAAACAAUCUCUUAAUAACCACAGAGUCUUUUCGCUCCCUACUUAUGUGCGCGUACCAUAUAAGCAUGGAUCAUUAUUCGGACGGGCCGCAAAUGUGCUUCUCUAUCAACAAAACCUUGAAAGCCGUAGUCGACGGAUGCUUUUAUCAGAAAACCAGCCUAUCCCACCAGUUCGUCAGCCACUGGCUGGAACACAACACUCCGAGACUGCUGUUGCCCUUACACAGGUUCGCGGUCCAUGCGAUAGCUACAUCAUGGCGAACCUUGGAACAAAAUGAGCCCCCCACAUCUGCCGGCAGCAUGUUGGACGAAAUGCUAUUGCCUACAGGUUUGGAACUGGCCACGCCCGUGUUGGAACAAGUCGCGGGGCCGUUUGGCCAAGGCAAACCGCUUCACCCGCACCUGCUCACGAUGAGCAUGUCUUGGCUAUUGGCCGGCGCCCUGCCCCCGAUGUAUUCGCGGCCCCAGAAAGCUCACUCGCCGAGCAGUAGCGGCACGGGCUUGUCUAGCAAAUCGUUUCUGUCGAAGAUAGCGUGCGCCAUCCCGUCCCACUGGACGCUACUGUACGAUUCGGACGAGCAGGGUCUGGGCGCCAAUCGGUUCUUGCAUCACGUGCUCAACUACAAGGGCCCCACGCUGGUCAUAUUCCGCGUGGAAAACAACCAGAAGUUUUGUGUAGCCGCGCCUUGCGAGUGGAAAGAGUCACACCACUAUUGGGGCGGGGAAGACGCCGCCAUUUUUCAACUGCUGCCCAAGUUUCAGUUGUUGGAAAAGGGCUCGAAAAUAUUGUACCUUAACACGACGGUGAGGGGUUACCCCCAAGGGCUUAGGGCCGGGUCCGAUCCGAGAGCCCCCAAAAUUAUAGUCGACGCCGGUUUUGAAAAAAUCGAGUGGCAGAAAAUUCCAUUUUAUAUUGAAACAAUCGAAGUGUGGGGUUGCGGAGACAACGUGCAACGCGAGAAACAGUUGGAGGUGAAAAAGUGGGAGGUGAAGGAGGCGGAAAAGCAAAGAGCGGUCAAAUUGAGCGCUGCCGAUUGGCUGGACCAUCCCGAUAGGUAUCUGUUGGAGCUCGCCGGACGACCUCAGUAUCAUCAGAAUCAGACCUAGCCCGAGGUUUAGACUCUAAUGCCAUGUACACGAGUCCGAAAUUACUUAAUUUAUUGAUAUUACAUAUUAAAAUAGCAAACAUAUGCUUAAUAUCAAGUAAACAUUAGGGUUUUACGUUACUUAACGAGAUAGCGCUGUGACUUAAGAAUUUUUACUGAAAGCGACAGCAUUUAUGACGUUUUCAAUAUACGCCGAGACUUUGGAAAAGGGAAAACGAUUUUGGUUGGUUGGGAAAAUAAUGAUGCUCUGCAUUACAAUUAAAUGAAAAUUUGGAUAAUACUUAAAUUUACAGAAUGUAAGAACCAAACUUAGGGAUAAGUGAAUGUUGAAAUAUUUCUAUUUUCUCUAUCUCUCUGCCUUCUGUCUAAACAUGAUUGUGUUAAAAUUAUUAUCAGACAAUUAUGACGCACAGGACUCAAAAUUUUGUCGCUCAAAAAAUAUAGCACCCUUUUUCUUUGUUGUAGUUCUCUGAUUUGAAACAGACCUUCAAUUUUUGAAUCUACCAAAAAGAUCGUUUAUUAUUUGAAUUAGGACCAAGUGCUUUACGAAUUUUUUUUUUUUCGUCUUUCGGUACAUGUGAACUAUGAAUUUUUUACAGUUUAGUGAUUUUGCGGGAGGGGGAUCGCUCAAAAUGUGCCAAAGUUUAAAUUUGAACUGAUUUAAGUUUUUUUUUUCUAAGUUACAAGAGGCCUUGCAAUUCUGUGCCUUGGAUAAAAAUGCAGACACCACUUUAUUUGCCACUCUCUAGUCUUUAAAUCGUGUUCGUAAAAGCUUGUCAUAACUGAAAAUAAACCACACUGUAGCAAUUA